Molecule: messenger RNA, 7544 nt
Organism: Electrophorus electricus (electric eel)
Lineage: Eukaryota; Metazoa; Chordata; Actinopteri; Gymnotiformes; Gymnotidae
Source: RefSeq, a predicted model, not a curated record
CGGUCAGGGCGCGACGCGACGCGACGCACGGAGAUUGUGCCUUAGUUUUUACCAGUUUGUGAGAGAGCAGAGCGCAUGAGGCGGAGAUAGGACGGGACAUUGAGCAACUUCCACCACGAGAACUCGAAGGAAAGCAACUGGGAGCAGUAGGAUAUCCCGACACUUCGGGAAGUGUGUGAUGAGAGUUAAAUGGCCGAGGCGGCGUGGACUACCGGGGACCUCAUGACUGUGCGCCGAGCUCACGGUGCGCAUGUAUAGUUGGGACCGACAGCAAAAUACGGCCAGAUGGUAUCGAAUUAAUUCUCUUUCGCUACAAAUAUACACAUACCGGGACGAGUUUGCUUAAGUAAGGCGCCUGACCAUGUCGCAUCCCGAGAUAAGGAAAUUUACUCGGGGACUCGGUAAACCGGGAACAGCCGCCGAGCUGCGGCAAAGCGUCUCGGAGGUCGUGAGGACAUCGGUCCUGCUGGUGAAGCCACGCAUGAUCGAGCCACUCGACUACGAGAGCGUGCUGGUCCAGAGGAAGACUCAGAUCCUCAGCGAUGCGCUCCGGGACAUGCUGCAGUUCCCUCUAGAGGAUUUUCAGAUCUGCGUGGUGCGCCGGCACAUCCGCACUCUGUACUCGUCUGUGGCAGAAAGCGCCCUGAGAGAAGCCCACAGUCUGUUCGUGCAGGAGUGUAUCAAGACCUAUAAAUCAGACUGGCACCUCGUCAACUACAAGUAUGAAGAUUAUUCUGGUGACUUCCGCCAGCUUCCCAAUAAAGUGUCCAGACCCGAUAAGCUGGCGGUUCACGUGUUCGAGGUGGACGAAGAUGUGGAUAAAGACGAGGACACAACCUCCUUAGGCUCUCAGAAGGGAGGCAUCAGCAGGCAAGGCUGGCUGUACAAAGGGAACAUGAACAGUGCUAUCAGCGUCACCAUGAGGUCUUUCAAGCGGCGGUAUUUCCACCUCACACAGCUGGGGGAUGGUUCCUACAACCUCAACUUUUACAAGGAUGAAAAGAUCUCCAAAGAGCCCAAAGGAACCAUCUUUCUGGACUCUUGCAUGGGUGUGGUUCAGAACACUAAAGUUCGCAGGUUUGCAUUCGAGCUGAAGAUGCAAGAUAAGAGUGCAUACCUGCUGGCUGCUGACUCCGAGAGUGAGAUGGAGGAGUGGAUCAGCACGCUCAACAAAAUCCUUUGCAGCAGCUUUGAGCUCGCCAUGCAGGAGAAGAGGAAUGGAGACCUACAUGACGAUGACGAACUGGGGAAAGCUGACAACUCUCCUGGUAGCGUGGACGGCUUUCAGAGCGCCCGAGACAUCGAGUCCAAAAUCAGAAAUGAGACUCGACUAAAGCUCUUCACUCUCGACCCGGACACGCAGAAACUGGACUUCUCCGGCAUCGAACCUGAAGUCAAACCUCUGGAGGAGAAGUUUGGCAAGCGGAUUCUUGUGAAGUGCAACGACCUGUCAUUCAAUCUGCAGUGCUGUGUGGCAGAGAAUGAGGAGGGACCAACCACCAAUGUGGAACCGUUCUUCAUCACGCUGUCUCUGUUCGAUACCCAGAGCUGUCGGAAGGUCUCUGCCGAUUUCCACGUAGACCUGAACCACCCAUCAGUGAGGGCCAUGGUGCAGGUCUCUGGGGAGAAGACCAUCAACGGAGCCCUGGACACUGGCCAGCAUGUCCCCUGCAGUCUGCCAGACAGCGCCCUGCAAUACCCGCAGCAGGGAGUGUUCUCUGUCACAUGUCCACACCCUGAUAUCUUCCUUGUGGCUCGGAUUGAGAAGAUCCUUCAGGGAGGAAUAACUCACUGUGCUGAACCAUAUAUGAAGAACUCUGACUCUGCCAAGACUGCCCAGAAGGUGCUGAAGAACGCUAAGUUAGCGUGUAGCAGACUCGGCCAAUACAGGAUGGCCUUCGCGUGGGCAGCCAGGCCUCUGUUUAAGGAUGCGUCUGGGACACUGGAUAAGUCUGCACGUUUCUCUCCGAUCUACCGGCAGGACAGUAACAAACUCUCCAAUGAGGACAUGUUCAAACUGCUGGCGGAUUUCAGGAAGCCUGAGAAGAUGGCCAAGCUGCCCGUGCUCCUGGGCAAUCUGGAUGUGACCAUUGACAACGUGGCCCCUGAUCCCACAAACUGCAUAACCUCCUCGUAUCUCCCCGUGCGUCAGUUCGAGGGCUUAGACAGGAACGGCGUCUUGUUUGAGGUGGAGGAGUUUGUGCCGUGCAUCGCCAAGUGCUCCCAGCCCUUCACCACCUACACCAACCACCUGUACGUCUACCCGCGCCACCUCAAGUACGACGGCCAGAAAACCUUCGCUAAGGCCAGAAACAUCGCAGUGUGUGUGGAGUUCCGGGACUCGGACGAGGAAGACGCUCUCCCCGUGAAGUGUAUAUACAGUCGUCCCGGGGGACCGCUCUUCACUAAGAACGCUUUUGCUACAGUAUUGCACCAUCAACAAAACCCAGAGUUCUACGAUGAGUUUAAGAUCGAGCUGCCGACCCAGCUGACGGAGAAGCACCAUCUCCUCUUCACCUUUUAUCACGUCAGCUGUGACACCAACAGCAAGGCCAACACCAAGAAGCGGGAGCAGGUGGAGACGCAGGUGGGCUAUGCAUGGCUACGGUUGCUGAGGGAUGGCCGAGUGGUGAUGAAUGAACAGCAGAUCCCUGUGGCUGCCAGCCUGCCUGCAGGUUACCUCAGCUACCAGGACAGCAGCAGCAAGCAGCACGCCGGUCCCGAAUUGAAGUGGGUAGAUGGAGGGAGGCCUCUGUUUAAGGUCUCCACCCAUCUGGUGUCCACAGUCUACACCCAGGAUCAGCAUCUGCACAAUUUUUUCCAACACUGUGAGAGCAAUGCGUCAGUAGGCCAGUCCCCUGGUGGAGAGCUGGUCAAAUACCUGAAGAGUCUGCACGCGAUGGAGGCUCACGUGAUGAUCAACUUCCUCCCCACGAUUCUGAACCAGCUCUUCCAUGUUCUCACCAUGUCAGCUCACGAAGACGUCGCCGUCAACGUCACCAGAGUGAUGAUCCAUAUAGUAGCUCAGUGCCAUGAGGAGGGCUUGGAACAUUACCUCCGCUCCUAUGUGAAGUAUGUCUUUAAGACAGAUGCUCACACGGCCACGGGGAAGACCGUACAUGAGGAGCUUGCCAAAGCCAUGACCAGCAUCCUCAAACCUUCUACUGACUUCCUCACCAGCAACAAACUGCUGAAGUACUCCUGGUAUUUCUUUGAAGCUUUAGUGAAGUCCAUGGCCCAGUACAUGAUAGAAAGUGGCAAAGUCAGGCUGUCAAGGAAUCAGCGUUUCUCGGUCUUGUUUCACCACAUGGUGGAGACACUGGUGAACAUGCUGAUGCCUCACAUCACGCAGAAAUACAAAGACAACCUGGACGCAGCACGCAAUGCCAACCACAGCCUGGCAAUCUUCAUCAAGCGUUGUUUUACAUUCAUGGAUCGAGGUUUUGUCUUCAAGCAGAUUAACAACUACAUCAACUGCUUCAUGCCUGGAGAUGCAAAGACACUAUACGAGUUGAAGUUUGAGUUCUUGCGGGUGGUGUGUAAUCACGAGCACUACGUUCCUCUCAACUUGCCCAUGCCUUUUGGGAAGGGACGGAUCCAGAGGUUUCAAGCAGUUCACUGCUCCAGUAUGGCGUCUCAGUCUGCUGUAGAUUUGCAGCUGGACUACUCUCUAACAGAUGACUUCUGUAAGCACCACUUCCUGGUUGGGCUGCUGUUGAGAGAGGUGGGCGGUGCACUGCAGGAGUUCCGUGACAUCAGGCAGAUGUCCAUCCAUGUCCUGAAGAACCUCAUGAUCAAACACACAUUUGACGACCGCUACACCGCCAAGAGCCAGCAGGCGAGGCUCGCCACUCUGUACCUGCCACUGUUCGGGCUUCUUCAAGAGAACGUCCAGAGGCUCAACAUUAAAGACGUCUCCCCCUACCCCAACAACCUCUCCAACAGUAAUGGACGCGAAGAGCCUCUCUCUGCCAGCUCCCUGAUGACGCCUCCUAAAGCAGGCAGCCAUGUCGAGAGUGCUCUGCAUAAGGACGUGUUUGGGGUCAUUUCGGGAACAGCCUCUCCACAUACAUCCUCUACUCCAAAUGUCAGCUCCGUACGGCAUGCUGAGUCACGCGGCUCUCUCAUCAGCACCGACUCCAGCAACAGCCUAACAGAGCGCAGCAAUGACAAGCUCCACUCCCUGGACAAGUACCAGGCAGCUGCAGCUCUGGGUGGGUCCCUCCUGCGAAGUGAUAAACUAGACCAGACUGAGGUGAAGAGUCUCUUAAUGUGUUUUCUACAUGUUCUCAAGAGCAUGUCUGAAGAUGCCCUUUUCACCUACUGGAAUAAGGCUUCAUCCGGAGAUCUGAUGGAUUUUUUCACGCUGUUAGAACUGUGCCUUCACCAGUUCAGAUACAUGGGGAAAAGACACAUCGCUAGGAGCCAGGAGGCAGGGCCUGUAGCCCACGAGCGCAAAUCUCAGACUCUGCCUGUAUCCCGCAGCCGCGCUGGGGUGAUGCACGCCCGCUUACAACAGCUCAGCAGCCUGGAUAACUCCUACACCUUCAACCACACAUACAGCCAUUCGGAUGCGGACGUGUUGAACCAGUCGCUGCUGGAGGCUAACAUUGCUACUGAGGUGUGUCUGACUGUGCUGGACACUCUCAGUAUCUUCAUCAUGGCCUUUAAGACCCAGUUGAGUUUAGACCAUGGCCACAACCCCUUGAUGAAGAAAGUGUUUGCGGUCCACCUGGGAUUCCUGCAGAUUAACCAGUCAGAGACGGCCCUUAAGCAGGUCAUCGCAUUCUUGCGCACCUUCAUCUACAAGUUCCCAUGCACAUUUUUCGAGGGCCGUGCAGAUAUGUGUGCGUCCUUCUGCUACGAGAUCCUGAAGUGCUGCAACUCCAAGCUGAGCUCCAUCCGCAGCGAUGCCGCCCACCUGCUCUACUUCCUCAUGAAGAGCAACUUCGACUACACGGGCAGGAAGUCCUUCGUCCGCACGCACCUGCAGGUGGUGAUAGCUGUCAGUCAGCUGAUUGCUGAUGUCAUUGGUAUCGGUGGCACCAGGUUUCAGCAGUCUCUCUCCAUCAUCAACAACUGUGCCAACAGCGACAAGACCAUUAAGAACACAGCAUUCCCGUCGGACGUGAAGGACCUGACCAAACGCAUCCGCACCGUCUUGAUGGCCACGGCUCAGAUGAAGGAGCACGAACGCGACCCUGAGAUGCUGGUUGAUCUGCAGUACAGCCUGGCCAAGUCCUACGCCAGCACGCCGGAGCUACGUAAAACCUGGCUGGACAGCAUGGCUCGCAUCCACGUGAAGAACGGCGACCUGUCCGAGGCGGCCAUGUGUUAUGUCCACGUUGCGGCUCUGGUGGCCGAGUAUCUGCGCAGGAAAGGCAUGUUUAAGCAGGGAUGCUCAGCGUUCCGCGUCGUCACACCGAACAUCGACGAGGAGGCGUCCAUGAUGGAGGAUGUGGGCAUGCAGGACGUGCACUUCAGUGAGGACGUCCUGAUGGAGCUGCUGGAAGAGUGUGCUGAAGGACUCUGGAAAGCUGAACGAUACGAGCUCAUCUCUGACAUCUCCAAACUCAUCAUACCCAUCUAUGAGAAGCGCAGAGACUUUGAGAAACUGGCUCACCUGUAUGAGACGCUUCACCGUGCCUACAGCAAGGUCACGGAGGUGAUGCACACUGGCAAGAGACUUCUGGGAACCUACUUCAGAGUGGCCUUCUUUGGACAGGCAGCGGGAUUCUUCGAGGAUGAGGAUGGUAAAGAGUACAUCUACAAAGAGCCCAAAUUCACCCCCCUGUCUGAGAUCUCCCAGAGACUCCUCAAACUCUACUCGGACAAGUUCGGAGCUGAGAACGUCAAGAUGAUCCAGGACUCCGGCAGGAUCAACCCGAAAGACCUGGACUCGAAGUAUGCGUACAUCCAGGUGACCCACGUCACGCCGUUCCUGGAGGAGAAGGAGCUGGCGGAGAGGAAGACGGAGUUUGAGAGGAGCCACAACAUCCGCCGCUUCGUCUUCGAGAUGCCCUUCACCGUGUCGGGCAGGAAGCAUGGCGACAUCGAGGAGCAAUGCAAGCGCAGGACUAUCCUCACCACAACACACUCCUUCCCCUACGUAAAGAAGCGUAUAGCGGUGAUGUACCAGCACCACACUGACCUGAACCCCAUCGAGGUGGCCAUCGAUGAGAUGAGUAAGAAAGUGAGCGAGCUCCGUCAGCUGUGUGGCUCCGGUGGCGUGGACAUGAUCAAACUGCAGCUCAAACUGCAGGGCAGCAUCAGCGUGCAGGUGAACGCCGGACCGCUGGCCUACGCCAGAGCUUUCCUCGAUGACACCACAUCGAAGAAAUACCCCGACAACAAAGUCAAACAGCUGAAAGAGGUCUUCAGGCAGUUUGUGGAGGCCUGCGGUCAAGGUCUGGGCAUUAAUGAGAGGCUGAUCAAAGAGGACCAGCAGGAGUAUCAUGAGGAAAUGAAGGCCAACUACAGAGAUCUCACCAGAGAACUCUCUGCCAUCAUGCACGAGCCAAUCAGCGCUGUGGAGGACGGUCUGAAGAGCCCUCUUCCUGACUCGCUGCACAUCUUCAACGCCAUCAGCGGCACCCCCACGGCCGCCGGCGUCCAGGGCGUCCCCGGCUCCUCCUCCAUGGUCUGAGGCUCCGCCCUGUCAGGCCGAACGUCUCGCUUCUGUCCCAUUCCAGCUUCUCAGCUCACCUUCUUUCCCACAGCAAGCCCCUGCAUAGACGCCCGCUUCCAGUGACCAGUGUGACUGCCGAUGUGUUUAGGAUAAAGGAGCAUUUUUAGGUUUUUUUUUUAUAAUUAUUACAUUAUUUCUACCCCUUCUGACUGGGGAUCUAAGUUACUGUUUCCUGUGGAGACUUUUAUUUUAGACUUCAUAUAUAUUUUUAAUCAGCCAAGUGGAUUUUUUUUUUUAAUUACGAAUUUGUUUAAUUGAUUCUUGUUUGUGGAUUCUGAAAUGACACUCUGCAAUACUACAGAAUUCAAGUUUCAACUAAUAACCUGCUUGACUUUUCUCAUUCUGAAUUAUGCCCUGUGACACUGUGUUCAUAUAGCAGGUUGAGGGUGGGGGAGUUAAGAGUGUUAUUCAACAACGCCAAGCUUCAGACACACCCACACCGACACUGUUCACCUUAAAUGAGCUCAACGUCUUAGACGGAGACUUUUAAAGCCAUGAUAUAACGUAUGUAUGUUGUCCUCUUUAUGAUGUGUGUGUGUGUGUGUGUGUGUGUGUGUGUGUGUGUGUGUGUGUGUGUAUACAAAUAUCUAAACAGAGUGCAAUAUGUAGCAAGCGGAGCUCUUGCUGUGUUUGAUACACUGUAAGGAUGGUGUCGAUGCAGAGGAGAAGAACCAGGGAAGGAACAAGCACAUUCACCACAGUAGUGUUCUUCUACAUGUUUAGCAAAGUCUUUUAUAUAUGAAAUGGGGAUAUUUUUUUUCAAUUUCUAUUUAAUAGAAAGUCACUGUUCUGGUGUAUUUAAACUCAAAUGUUCCCUGACGCAUAUCUUUUAAAUAAAUUCCACAAUUUACAAAUG